AUGCUGCUUCAUCUUGGCAUCAGACCAGUGCUCAUAGUUCCGCCUGCGGAUGCAGCUGGUGAGAUCAUGAAAACAAAUGAUACAAUUUUCUCCAACAGACCCAAGUUGGCAAUUUCUGAUAGGCUUCUCUAUGAAGGGAAAGAUGUGUCUACAGCUCCUCAUGGUGAGCAUUGGAGAAGAAUGAGAAGCAUCUGUGUGCUUCAGCUUUUAAGUAACAAAAGGGUUCAGUCUUUUAGAAGUGUUAGAGAAGAAGAGCUGGGCUUGCUGGUUGAUAAAGUGAAACAGUCUUCUCUGUUGUCAUUGCCUGUGAAUUUGAGUGAGUUGUUUGCUUCACUAACUAAUGAUGUGCUUUGUAGGGUGGCUUUUGGGAAAAAGUAUAGUGGAGAUGAAGGUGCAAGGAAAUUUAAGAAGUUGCUUAGGGAGUUUAUGAUCUUGUUGGGUGGUUUUUAUGUAGGGGAUUUUAUUCCAUGGCUUGGUUGGGUUAGUCAAAUUAAUGGUUUAGAUGCAAGAGUGGAGAAAGUUGCUAAGGAGUUUGAUGAGUUUCUGGAUUCUGUAGUUGAUGAGCAUAUGUGUACUCUUAACAUGAAAGGAGAGAGCUGUGGUGAUAACAUGAGUGUUGAAGGUGAAGAUGGGAAGGAUCUUGUGCAUGUUCUGCUUGAAAUUCAAAAGCAAAACAAGGCUGGCUCUUCCAUUGAUAGGGAUAGCAUCAAAGGAUAUUUUUGGUGGUGGAACUGA
Molecule: messenger RNA, 735 nt
Organism: Prunus mume (Japanese apricot)
Lineage: Eukaryota; Viridiplantae; Streptophyta; Magnoliopsida; Rosales; Rosaceae
Source: RefSeq, a predicted model, not a curated record